Molecule: messenger RNA, 996 nt
Organism: Phytophthora nicotianae INRA-310
Lineage: Eukaryota; Oomycota; Peronosporomycetes; Peronosporales; Peronosporaceae
Exons: 3
Coding region: 411-812 (133 amino acids)
Source: RefSeq, a predicted model, not a curated record
AGGAAAUGCGCCCAAGAUACAACAAUUGCUUCAACUCAAGCUCAACGGUAUGUCCCAGCUGCUCUUCAUCCAUGAAGUUGCAGUCAUGCGCUGCUCUAUGAGGGGCUUGACACUCACGGAGAAGCAAUGUGCAAUUGCUCCAGACAGCGCAGAUGGUCUUCCUGAAUUCCCGAGUUGAAUCAUGAAUCUGUAUCUCAACCGUUACUCGUUAGUGUGUCCUUCGCCGUUUACUAUCGUUGGCGAUACAUGUACGGAGAAGAAGGACGACCUGCGAAGGAGCGCUCGGUGUAAAGAUCCUAGUGAACGAAUGAAAUUUCGAACAUAAGCCACGAUAUAGUACACGUACUGCGACGCCGAAAACGUCCCCAUUUUCCGACUUGACAGCUCCUACACACGUCACCUCAGCUAUCAUGGGAGUCUGCCAGAGCUCUUGUGCUAACUCUAGCAGUCUCGAGUACUACGACGCCUGGGGGCACCAGCCAAUUCGCCGACCAUACAAACCCAACGGCUGUGCUGGUUACCGCCCCAAGGACGACACGAAGCUCUGGAUGUGCGAGCGUGGCUGCUGUUCCAUCCGCUGGAAGCUCGACUAUGCUGAGUUCCAGAACUACUUCAAGUACAUCGAGGUGUCUCCGUAUGUGGUGCUGCAGGAUAAGACCCAGCAGUGCGAUUGCGUCAUGUGUCGCGGGAUGGCAGACUCGUCGCCACCUCAAAGGAGGUGGAAGGACUCGUUCAUGUUUAAGAAGGACAGCAACUCGCUCACCGACGGAUCACUCACAGACGACGAACCAGAGAGACUGGAUAAUCCGUAACAAGCAAUGCAGUUUUAGAGCAUUUUGGAGACCUGUAUUACUAGUAAAUGUACUAGUAGCUCAUAGUGCUUCUUUCCAUCAAUUAUAGCGCAAACUUGGCUGCAAGAACGAGUGUAUCCGGCGGUAGGGCUGGAGAGGUGGGCUCUCGUUCGAGCAACUUCGAUUUGAUCGUCUUUAAGCAAAC